This is a messenger RNA of Camelus dromedarius (Arabian camel), 912 nucleotides long. Its product is annotated as olfactory receptor 4C12-like. The record is from RefSeq and is a predicted model, not a curated record. The transcript has a single exon. Lineage: Eukaryota; Metazoa; Chordata; Mammalia; Artiodactyla; Camelidae. Gene Ontology annotation, molecular function: olfactory receptor activity; G protein-coupled receptor activity. Gene Ontology annotation, biological process: G protein-coupled receptor signaling pathway. Gene Ontology annotation, cellular component: plasma membrane.
AUGGAAAGGAUGAAUAACGUGACAGAAUUCAUCCUCCUGGGCCUGACUCAAAAUGUGGAGCUUCAGAAAUUUUCCUUUGUUGUGUUCUUAAUGGUCUACUUGGUCACCUUGGCAGGCAACCUGCUCAUCAUGAUCACCGUCAGCACCAGCAGGGCCCUGGGCUGCCCCAUGUUCUUCUUCCUGUCUUACCUAUCCCUGAUAGACGGCUGCUCUUCUUCCUCCGUGGCCCCUAAAAUGCUAGCUGAUACCCUCACUGUGAGAAAAAACAUCUGUUUUAGGGGAUGCAUGACUCAAGUCUUCGCUGAGCAUCUUUUUGGUGCUGCUGAGAUCAUCCUUCUCACGGUCAUGGCCUAUGACCACUAUGUGGCCAUCUGCAAACCCCUGCACUACACGACCAUCAUGAGUCGAUAGGUGUGCAGCCUUCUUGUGGGAGUGGCCUGGGCUGGAGCCUUUGUCCACGUGACCAUUCAGAUCCUCUUCACAGUCUGGCUGCCCUUCUGUGGCCCCAAUGUCAUAGAUCACUUCAUGUGCGACUUGAACCCUUUGUUGAAACUCGUUUGCAUGGACACUCAUACCCUUGGUCUUUUUGUUGCUGCCAAUAGUGGGUUCAUCCGCUUGUUAAACUUCCUCCUUUUGAUGGUCUCCUAUGUGGUCAUCUUACACUCCCUAAGGGCCUAUAGCUUGGAGGGGAGACGCAAAGCCCUCUCCACCUGUGUCUCCCACAUCACCGUGGUCAUUCUAUUCUUUGUGCCUUGCGUAUUUGUGUACCUGCGUCCAGCGAUCACCUUUUCCAUUGAUAAAGCUGUGGCUGUGUUUUAUACCAUGAUAACUCCCAUGUUAAACCCUUUAAUCUACACCCUCCGAAACGCAGAGGUGAAAAACGCUGUGAAGAAGCUCUGGAUCAAAAGGUGA